CGUCAAUGCCGUUCUUGUGCUUUUUGUUUCUUCAAAGAACUUUUUCUAUCUUUUCAUUUUGUUCCAUGUUCCCAACGGUUUGUCAAUAUCAAAACCUAAACGGAAACGAACAUUGUCAUUAGCAAAAUGUCAAAGUGAAAAUGUUUUCCAACACAAAAAUGGCGAAGAAACCCCUAUGAAGAAAGUGGGAGAAACCACGGUCCCAAAGACCGAAAAUGAAUUUGAUGCCGAGGACAUCAAGAAGAUUGAAAACUAUGCAAAGGCCAUCAAUAUGCUAUAUUGCACGGUCAACCCCGAUGACUACCGAAAGAUCUCCUGUUGCACAACCGCCAAGGAGAUGUGGGACAAGCUUGAGGUGACGUACGAAGGUACCGAUCAAGUUCGCGAAGCCAAGAUCGACUUUCUCACCCAAGAGUACGAAAUGUUCCGAAUGAAAGAAGGUGAGAAAAUUGGUGACAUGUUCAACCGGUUCUCAAAGAUCAUCAACGAUCUUCAUGCUCUCAAAAAGACUUACACCAACAAGGAUCUCGUGAGGAAAAUCCUGCGGAGCCUCACACCCGAAUGGAGGUCUAAAGCCGAUGCAAUCUAUGAAUCCAUUGGAGUCUCCAACGUCACCAUCGACGGGCUAAGAGCUACCAAGGAACCGGUGGAAGAGGCUUCAAGCGAUGACGACAAUGAAUUCGGGCUGGUCAUCAAGAAGUUCCACAAGUUCAUGAAGAAGGAAUUUGAGCGGAAGGGAAGGAAGCAUGACGGUCCUCCCAAGUGUUACGGCUGUGGCGAGAUUGGCCACAUCAAGCCAAGGUGUCCAAAGGCCAAACACGGCAAGGAUAAGCCUGGCUUCAAGAAGCAAAGGGCCUACAUCUCUUGGGGUGGCGAUUCCGGCGACGAAUCAACCGACCAAGAGGAGGAUGAAGCUGCAAAUCUCUGCCUCAUGGCGCACGAAGAUCAAAGCGACGACGUCCAAGAG
Cuscuta campestris is the source of this 967-nucleotide messenger RNA. The record is from the annotation of a GenBank genome assembly. Lineage: Eukaryota; Viridiplantae; Streptophyta; Magnoliopsida; Solanales; Convolvulaceae.